CCCGCCCCCCGGAGCUGGCGGGCCGCCCGGAGCAGCCGAGAAGCCACUUUGCAGCGGCGACGGCGAGCGGCCUGUGUCCGCGAUGGAGGGCGCUGCGGCCCGGCUCCUGCUCCUGCGCGGCGCCUCGCUGCUCAGAAGAAACGCCUCAGCCUGCCUGUCUUCCUGGAAAACCCCUCAUGUCCUGAAUUCGACCCAGUCAGAACCUCUGCUUCAGCUGAACAGCAAUGGCCUCGGCCCGGCCCCGCUGCACGCACUCACAGAUGAGGAGGAGAUGAUAAAGAACACCGUUAGAAGAUUUGCCAAGGAGAAGAUCGCCCCUUUGGUUUCCACAAUGGACGAACAUUCAAAAAUGGAGACAUCAGUAAUCCAAGGGCUGUUUCAGCACGGGCUGAUGGGGAUUGAAAUUGACACCAAAUAUGGAGGGACAGGCGCUUCCUUUUUCUCCUCUGUCCUGGUGAUAGAGGAACUAGCGAAAGUCGAUGCAUCUGUGGCCUUGGUAUGCGACAUCCAGAACACAAUAAUCAACAACGUGAUUAAAAAACACGGAACAGAAUUACAAAAGGCUACCUAUUUCCCCAAGUUAGCCACAGAACAAGUGGGCAGUUUCUGUCUUUCAGAGGCUGAAGCAGGUAGUGACUCGUUUGCUCUGAAGACCAGAGCGGACAAAAAGGGGGAUUACUAUGUCCUCAACGGGUCCAAAAUGUGGAUCAGCAAUGCAGAGUACGCGGGGCUCUUCCUGGUCAUGGCCAAUGUGGACCCUUCCGCCGGCUACAAAGGAAUCACCUGCUUCAUAGUAGACCGUGAUACUAACGGCCUUCACAUAGGGAAACCAGAAAACAAAAUGGGAAUCAGAGCCUCUUCCACCUGCCCACUGACAUUUAACAACGUCAAGAUUCCAGAAGCCAAUAUCUUGGGACAAAUCGGACAUGGCUAUAAGUAUGCCAUUGGGAGCCUUAAUGAAGGGAGGAUAGGAAUCGCUGCCCAGAUGCUGGGACUGGCCCAAGGCUGUUUUGACUACACCAUUCCGUAUAUCAAAGAAAGGAUACAAUUUGGCAAGAGGCUGUUUGAUUUUCAGGGGCUUCAACACCAAGUGGCUCACAUGGCCACACAGCUAGAAGCUGCGAGAUUGCUGACAUACAACGCCGCCCGGCUUCUGGAAGCUGGAAGACCGUUCAUUAAGGAAGCCUCGAUGGCCAAAUACUAUGCCUCAGAGGUUGCAGGACUAACGACCAGUAAGUGCAUCGAGUGGAUGGGUGGAGUCGGUUACACCAAAGAUUACCCUGUGGAGAAGUAUUUCCGAGAUGCGAAGAUUGGUACCAUCUAUGAGGGAACCUCCAACAUCCAGCUCAACACCAUCGCACGGCACAUCAGAGCUGAAUACUGACACCCAGCAGGAGUGAGCCUUUGGCACGUGGAUAUCACUCAUGGGAAGUGCACAACGCGUGUGCCCCAGGGGUGAGAAGGGCCCCCACAGCUCUUAGGGGUUUCACGAAGCCCUUAGUCGUGGAUCCCGAGGGGCAGCUGCCCUAUUUUAUCUUUCAGUCUGCUUCGCUUAGGCACGGGGAACCCACUUGUUUAAAAUCUGGGAAGAAACACAUCCAUGUUUUUCCCCAAAGCUCUUUUUUUUUUUAUAGCUCUAUAUGGAUUAUUGUUCUCACUCUGGAAAAUGCAGAGGUUUAACUCUGUCCACAUCUGGAAAAACAAAGACAUGUAAAGGUCCUUCUUACUGGACUUAUUUCUCUUUUAUAGUCUCAUUGUAGUGUCAGAGGAAUGUUCACUAUAGUUGAGAAUUCAAUAGUAAAGGUAAAUUCUGUUUCGUUGGCAAACUUUGGCAAAAACUGAUUUAAAAAAAAAUCUGUUUAGAGGGUGCCGGGCAGUGACGCACCCGAUGAAGCUCACACAGUACUAAGCACAAGGACCCGGGUUCAAGCCCCCACUUCCCACCUGCAGCGAGGAUGCCCCAGGAGCAUCAGCAGGCCCGGAGCUGUCAUUUUUCUCUCCCCCUCUAUCUACCUCUCCUCUCUCAAUUUCUUUCUGUCCUGUCAAAUGAGAAAAAAAAAUCUGUUUAGGAAAAAAAUCUCCAAGUUCUAGUUCCAAAACUGAGAAUGAGUCAUAGGCUUACAUGAUCCUGGAGUCAGAUAAUGGGAGGAAAUACUUAGCAAAGGAAGACAGUACUGCUUAUUACCAUGAUUGAAUGGUACAGAAGUUGUGUUUUGAGGCUGUUUCAAUCAGAUCAUUUAAAAACAGGUUUUCAGUAAAGUUUUGCUUUAGUAAUCAGAAUGUAUUCAGGAUUAUAAGUGUCACCAUGAUGCAGUGCUUUUCAAUAGUAUAAAUCCUUCCUGCUUAAAUCGAUUACUGUUUCCUCAAACUUAGAUGUUAGAAUGUAUCAUGAGAGUAACUCAGAAACUAUGUUCUGGUUUAGUGAUUCACCAGGAGAUGUUUUACUCCCUCAUAAAAAUUACAAACUCUAUUAAGGAAGAGAGGAUAGAAAGGACUGUGUAGUUUGAAAAAGUGUAUUUAGUAGCCUACAACUAAUUGUAUAAGUCAAAAGGAAAUUUUGGUCUAUUUUUUUUUUACAACACAAAUCAUAGAAAGGUAAAACUCAACAAAAUAUCUAGUUGGCAUUGCAGUUUUUUAAUGCUAGAGAUUUACCAGUCAGGAACAGACACUUCACACCCCACUCCAGAGGUGUACAUAUCCCCGGCUCCCUCAGAAAGAAGGCAGACAGUGGCAGGUAAGAGUUUAAAUUUUUCAAAAAGGGAUUGCUGCCAUUGAGUGGGAAGUAACUUAAUACUUUGAUGAAAGAAGGCGUAAUAUUGGUUUUAAGAAAACAAAAAAACUUGACAUGGUCUAAGUGAUUUUUCUUUGCUUAUCAAAUGGAGUUAAUUCUUAGUAUGCAAAUUAAUGGGUUACACAUUCUGCACUGUAUAUGAUACAUGCAAUUGAGAAAUAGCUGUUUCCCUAAAACAUCAUGAAGAAAUAUGGACAGAUGUAGACCUUAGAUCAGACAAGAUAGAAAGUGUACUUGCCUUUCCAACUGGGAGAUGCUGUAAAGCCCCUCCUCCAGUCCCUGGGAACAUGGCCACAGAGCAACCUCAGGAGGAAAGUAGGGGAAGGGAGGAUGAACUCCCCUACAGUGGAGGACACCUUUAAUUUCUUUUUUUUUAAUAUUUAUUCAGUCUCCUUUUUGUUGCUCUUUUUUUUUUUUAUUUACUUAUUUUCCUUUUUUCUGCCCUUGUUUUUUAUUGUUGUGGUUAUUAUUGUUGUUGUUGAUGUCGUUCGUUGUUGGAUAGGACAGAGAGAAUGGAGAGAGGAGGGGAAGACAGAGAGGGGGAGAGAAAGACAGACACCUGCAGACCUGCUUCACCGCCUGUGAAGCGACUCCCCUGCAGGUGGGGAGCCGGGGGCUCGAACCGGGAUCCUUCCGCCGGUCCUUGCGCUUGGCGCCACGUGCGCUUAACCCGCUGCACUACUGCCCGGCCCCCUAAACCUUAAUUUUAAAAAUUGGCAGUGUUCUGAAUGAACAGAGAACAGUUGCAGAUUCACUAGGUGUUACUGUCAGUAGAUGGCACCUGUCUUCCGUCUUCCUCGAUGGCAAGUCAUUGUGUCACUUUGCCAUCAACCAGAGAAGAUGCUUUGGGUUUCUGCUGCCAUUCUUCCCCUCAAGUUUUUUUUUUUUUUAAAUAAAGACUUUUUUAAAAAAAUUAUUCAUUUAUUAAUGAGAAAGAUAGGAGAGAGACAACGAACUAGACAUCACUCUGGUACAUGUGCUGCCAGGGAUUGAACUCAGGACCUCAUGCUUGAGAGUCUAAUGCCAUAUCCAUUGCACCACCUCCCAGAGCACUCCCUUCAAGUUUUUAAUAACCAUGAAUCUGGGGGCGUUAAAACUACCUGUCUUGUUUAUAUCUAAGGGAGGCUCUGAGCUUAUCCGCCUCCUAAAACUUAUCAUUGAUAAUUACUGUUUGGUUAUUGGAUGAUUUGGUGGCGGUGGGGCUCUGAUGGCUGAUGGUAGAGGCGUGAACACAAACACCAAGGACCCAGCUGCUUGAGGGUGGAGCUGGACUCCACACCGCCGCCCCAAGGGAGCGUUCUUGGAGGCUUCACUUUAUAACAUGAACACCCCUCCGCAUCAUAAAAAAAAAAAAGUCUGAAUCACAGCGAGUUAAACCCAGACAGACUUAGAGGACAGAGACAAGAGUCCGACUCCCAGAGCCCUCUCCCAUCUAGCUAGCGUUUCUGCUUAAGCCAAUUUGAAUUUCAGCCUUAUUAUAGGUCGAUAUGGUCGCUGAUUCAUCUGAGAUUUUUAAGUGAUUGAGAAUUAACAUGUUAGAAGUAUUAUGAUCAGUCAUUGUCAUUGUGUAUACACGUUCGCCACCUUCCAAACCAAACACCGGCUCUCCUUGGGGAUGACCCCUAUGUCAAAUAUGAGGGUGACGGUGUGCGAUUGUUUGAUUUUGAUUUUAGGAUAUGCUCUGUUUUGCUAUAAUGCUCUACUUACAUCCUCUUUGAUGUAUUUUUGAUAAUCUUUAAUGAAAUGAAAGUUUUGUUAAUGAUAUAUAUAAUAAUGUAUAUAUAUAUCAGACUGUAUUCAGUAUUAUAAAAAUCAGUGUUCUAGAAAAAAAUGAAAAAAAUAAUAAAGACCUAGUUGCCUGGUGA
Erinaceus europaeus (western European hedgehog) is the source of this 4656-nucleotide messenger RNA. RefSeq names its product acyl-CoA dehydrogenase short/branched chain (gene ACADSB). Bases 83 to 1384 code for a protein of 433 amino acids. Gene Ontology annotation, cellular component: mitochondrion. NCBI's taxonomy places the organism in Eukaryota, Metazoa, Chordata, Mammalia, Eulipotyphla, Erinaceidae. The record is from RefSeq and is a predicted model, not a curated record. The transcript is spliced from 11 exons. Gene Ontology annotation, molecular function: acyl-CoA dehydrogenase activity; flavin adenine dinucleotide binding.